AUGGAGGCACCAAGCGGCAGCGUGAAAGCUAGGACCGCCGCCGAAUUACAGAUCGUGAAGCGAAAAUCAGGCAAGACUUAUGGUCAGAUAGCCGAAGAGACCGGCUUGACCAAUGUUUUCGUGGCUCAGCUCCUCCGGCGCCAAGCUCAGCUCAAGCUGGGAACGGCACCUCUGCUCCGGGCCGCCUUGCCCGCCCUGACCGAUGAGCUUAUUAACGAGAUGAUGCAGCCGCCACUACGUUCGUAUGACCCGAACUUGAUCCAAGACCCCGCUGUUUACAGACUGAACGAAGCAGUUAUGCAUUUUGGGGAGAGCAUUAAAGAAAUUAUAAAUGAAGAAUUUGGCGAUGGCAUAAUGUCUGCAAUCGACUUCUAUUGCUCAGUGGAUAAAGUGAAAGGCGUGGAUGGGAAGGAUCGUGUUGUUGUCACAUUUGAUGGAAAGUAUUUGCCAUACACUGAGCAGACAACUGAGCAUAUGAUGUCAAGAUUAAGAAAGCAAAACGACAAGGAUGGUAAACCAGAAUGA
This is a messenger RNA of Striga hermonthica, 525 nucleotides long. The record is from the annotation of a GenBank genome assembly. NCBI's taxonomy places the organism in Eukaryota, Viridiplantae, Streptophyta, Magnoliopsida, Lamiales, Orobanchaceae.